AUGAACCGAGGAGACGGGACAGCGGUCCCGUGUCUCUGGUGCAGAGGGAUUCAGAUCGAGUGGGCUAGUGAGCAUCUGUGUCCGGUAGCACCGGCGCGAAGGUACUCCGGCCCAGAUUCGAGAUUGCGUAUGAUCCCCAUGUCGAUCCCAACCCUCCCGGGUAUGAGACAAAGCCAAAAGAUUCCAAAUCUUCAAAGGGCGCUAGCCGGCUCUGCACCAAUCACUGCCCCCACUCAAACGGUUCAUGUUCUGGGUAACGGCCCACGGGGAGUGGAGGAGGGAUCAAGCCUGCGUCCGGUGCGGAUGAGGGUUAGCGGCGGCCAAUGGGCGCUACCAGCCAAGGGUGAGGCCAAAAGUAGCAGGGUUACAAAUCGCUCCAUUGGAGUGCUAACUACGAGGAGGGGGGGUGGUGGUGGUGCGGGCGCCUGUCCACGAUCUCGGUACACCUUAACGCCAUUAUGCAACCACUCGGAGGUGCUCUUUGUCAUUUUUCCGCAUCUUUCUCAAAUCGGCAAUCUACUUCCCUGUCCCCUGCUCUCUCUCUCUCUCUUUUUCUCUUUUUUCCUGCCUUUCCUCCCCUCCAUCAGAAUUUCUAAUUCCGAGGUUGCCCGCCCCGCCUGA
Messenger RNA from Aspergillus niger, 621 nucleotides. RefSeq lists its product as hypothetical. NCBI's taxonomy places the organism in Eukaryota, Fungi, Ascomycota, Eurotiomycetes, Eurotiales, Aspergillaceae. The record is from RefSeq and is a predicted model, not a curated record. Bases 1 to 621 code for a protein of 206 amino acids. The transcript is spliced from 3 exons.